AUGAUGAUGUUUGAAGACUUGGGAUUCUGUAGCGACAUCGAUUUCUUCUCCUCCGCGCAUCACACGGGCGGCGCCGCCGCCUCCUCCACCGCGGAAGAUCUGGUCGCCCCACAAGCCGACCCAGAUCCGAACGCGGACGACGACCUGAGCGACGACGAGAUCGACGUGGACGAGCUGGAGCGCCGCAUGUGGAGGGACAAGAUGCGCCUGAAAAAGCUGCGGGAACAGAGCAAGACCAAAGAAGGAGUCGACGUGGCCAAGCAGAGGCAGUCCCAGGAGCAAGCUCGCCGGAAAAAAAUGUCCAGAGCUCAAGACGGGAUCCUCAAGUACAUGCUGAAGAUGAUGGAGGUCUGCAAAGCCCAGGGGUUCGUCUACGGAAUCAUCCCGGAGAAGGGCAAGCCGGUCACCGGAGCAUCGGACAAUUUGAGGGAAUGGUGGAAAGAUAAGGUCCGAUUUGACCGAAAUGGGCCGGCGGCGAUUGCCAAAUACCAGGCCGACAACUCCAUCACCGGAAGGAACGACGGGCCGGAUUCCAUGGGCCCAACUCCCCACACUCUGCAGGAGCUGCAGGACACCACUCUGGGCUCUCUGCUCUCCGCCCUUAUGCAGCACUGCGAUCCACCUCAGCGGCGGUUCCCGCUGGAGAAGGGCGUCCCGCCGCCGUGGUGGCCGAACGGAAGUGAGGAAUGGUGGCCGCAAUUGGGGCUUCCCAAGGAGCAAGGCUCGUCGUCGUCUCCGCCGUACAAGAAGCCUCACGAUUUGAAGAAGGCGUGGAAGGUCGGUGUUCUCACGGCCGUGAUCAAGCACAUGUUCCCCGACAUCAACAAGAUCAGGAAGCUCGUCCGACAGUCCAAGUGCCUGCAGGACAAGAUGACGGCGAAGGAGAGCGCGACGUGGCUGGCCAUCAUCAACCAGGAGGAGAAGCUGGCUCGGGAGCUCUACCCGAACUUCUGCCCGCCGUUGGAGGGUGGGAGUGGCGGCGGCUCCCUGGUGAUCAAUGACUGCAAUGAGUAUGAUGUGGAAGGCGGGGACGAUGAGUCGAGCUUCGAUGUUCGCGAGAUCAAGCCUCCGGCGAUGGCUGGCUUUGGAAUUGGCGGUUUCUCGGGGAUCAAGGGCGAGGUUGUUACCGGCAGCAAUGUCUUGAAGAGGAAGCAACCUGGAAUUGGUGAGAUGGGUAACAUGAUGAUGGAUCAGAAGCUGUACACUUGCGAGUUCGUGCAGUGUCCUUACAGCCAGGUGAGGCUGGGAUUCUGUGAUCGGAUCUCAAGGGACAACCAUCAGCUGGCUUGCCCUUACAAGCUCGGUUACACCAGCUCGAACUUCCAUGUCGACGAGGUCAAACCGGUGAUCUUCCCUCAGCAGCAGCCGCAGCCCAAACCGAUCCUGUCUCCUGCUGUGACCUCGGUGUCUACUGCAGCAGCCCCAAUCGACCUGACCGGGGUUCCUGAAGAUGGGCACAAGCUGAUCAGCGACCUCAUGUCGAACUACGACACCAGCGACUGCAGCAGAACCACCACCACAACUAGCUCGGCGAACAGCGUCGUGACCAUCAGCAGUCUGUUCCAGCACCAGCAGCAGCAGCAGAAAAUCCAUCAUCAGCCAGCUGAGAAUUACUUCCACCAGAACAUGUUCGUCGAAUCGAACUUCCAAAACAACAGCAUCAGCAGCAACAGCAACAACAACCAUCAGCAAUCCAUCUUCACACCAAACAACAGCAUCAGCAACAAUAACAACAACAACAACCAUCAGCAAUCCAUCUUCACACCGGAGACCAGCAGUCAGUUCCUCGACCGGUUCAAGCCAGUCAGCUCUCCAUUCGACACCAACCUUGCCAGCUUCGAACAAGUCCAAUCCACCAACAUGGGCAUCAGCAGCAACAACCACAACAUCAACAACAACAACAACAACUUCAACCUGAUGUUUGCUUCGCCAUUCGACAUCGAUCUACAAGGUCUGGGAGUGGACAAUCAUCAGCUGCCUCGGCAGCAGGACGUGUCGUCGAUCUGGUUCCAGUGA
Molecule: messenger RNA, 2016 nt
Organism: Linum tenue
Lineage: Eukaryota; Viridiplantae; Streptophyta; Magnoliopsida; Malpighiales; Linaceae
Source: the annotation of a GenBank genome assembly